Phytophthora sojae is the source of this 453-nucleotide messenger RNA. RefSeq lists its product as hypothetical. The record is from RefSeq and is a predicted model, not a curated record. Lineage: Eukaryota; Oomycota; Peronosporomycetes; Peronosporales; Peronosporaceae. The transcript is spliced from 2 exons. The annotation marks the transcript as partial.
AAGGUGGAGAUCAUCAAGCACGGGCGGCCGGAGGGCUGGCACGGGCAGUCGUGGGUCUACUACAAGGGCAUGAUGAUGAUCGUUUCAAGCGAAGAUCAAGUCGAUCAUCAAGGCGUCGCUGUCCAUGGAAUUGGGCAGCAGGUGAUGAUGAACAAGACCGGCACCGAGAUGUGGAAGUAUCUCGAGAACAUCUACGAGGGCAAGACGAAUGCAGCCACGCGGGCCAACCAGGAGAUCAUUCUGUUCAACCGCUUGCAGGCGGCGAAGUGCAAGGCGGGUGAGGACGUCGGCCAGCACGUGGACAAGUUGGUCACGACCAAGGCGCAGUUGGAGGCGCUGAAUGCGGGCGUGCGAGGGAUGAUCUUCACGCAGAUGCUGGUGCAGUCAUUGCCGAAGAACGAGCGGUUCGACCGACGCAAGGGCAUGAUGGAGAGCGGGUUGAAGAAGAUGGAC